This is a messenger RNA of Amphimedon queenslandica, 1643 nucleotides long. RefSeq lists its product as uncharacterized. The record is from RefSeq and is a predicted model, not a curated record. The transcript is spliced from 9 exons. Lineage: Eukaryota; Metazoa; Porifera; Demospongiae; Haplosclerida; Niphatidae. The coding region runs from base 31 to 1563 and encodes 510 amino acids.
AUAAUAUCAAUAAUAAUCAUUCUUCCACAAAUGAGAAAACAGACAUAUUCUUUAGAUCAUGUUGAACCAGGCCCACAAAUUACAGAUCAGUUAGCAGGUCUCAGUGAUGUUCAUAUUGCCAGUAAGAAACUGUUCCUGAUACAAGGAGACAGACCUCAACUGCUAAACUGGGAGAGGUAUGGGCUAAGAAUAGGAGUAUCUGAAGGAACCUUACCAUCGACAGAGACAGUGGAAGUUGCUGUAGUUGCUCUUGUAGGAGGACAGUUUGUGUUUCCUGAGAACACAAUACUUGUUAGUGCUGUGUAUGCAGUCUUUGUAUCCAGACCUCUCCUUAAACCUAUGAGGCUCGAGAUCCAACACUGUGUUGAUACUGCAGAUGAUCCAAGUGUUAGCAAUCAUUUAAAAUUUGCCAUAGCUCCAAUCAGCCAACCUGGUCUUCCUUAUCAUUUCUCCAUGGUUAAUGGAGGAAAAUUUAAUGAGACUAAAUGGUACGGGUCUAUUAAUCGAAAGGAGUUUUGUCUUGUCAGUAUUGUGGGCAUCAAGAGUAUUGGAGGAGAGGAAGAAGAGGAGGAACGAAAACGAAAAGAAGAGGAGAAUGAAGGAGGUCGUCAUAAAAAGAAGGGAUGGCAGCAGCAACAAGAAAAAGUCGGAAAUAAGUAUGACGAAGAAAAACUUGAUGAAGAGGAGCAUAAAGAAAGAAAAAUAGAGCUAUUGGAGUUGCAAAAAGAUGUCAAGGAAAAAGCCUUCACUACUGGUGUAUCAAAAUCAAUAACAUAUAUUGCUGUGUUGUAUUAUGAAGUAAAUGAUGAGGCGAAUGAUGAGGUGACAUUCACUACUGCUAAAAAACUGAACGCUCUCAUUGAGCACAUCGAGAAAUAUUAUGCUAAAGCUAAGAAGAGGCAGCCUAUUAAUUAUCGAUUUGGAGACUCAUCUGAAUAUAUUGAGCUGAUAUUAGAUCACACUCCACAGGAGCAUCCAUUCACUGGUUGGACCAUUAAACCUCUCGUUAAACCUUGUAGGUUAUACAAAGAAGACAUUGAUGAAUUUGGUGAAGAUGAUGCCUUUCCUCCUAGUUCUGUGAUAUUGGUUCAUGGUUCACCUUCUUUUACCACUGUACCUAAGUUAUAUUAUGAUGUACCAUUGAAAGGUGUACAUCGUCCAGUAAUACUAUGCAUUGAUGGAUCAUUGAGGAAUAUUCCCUCAGGAUAUUUAUCUUAUACAGCAGCUAUUGGAAUUUAUGGACUAGUACUGCUUGGAGUGAUAAUUCUAAUUUUGUUUGGAUAUUUUGUUUUCAUCAAGGAUUCUACUCCAGCAACAGUGUUUUAUAUAGCUCCAGCAACAGUGUUUUAUGGACUUGUACUUGGUCUAAUAGUCUCAUCUUUAGCUGAAUAUUUUUCCAUGUGGACUCAUAUUAUAAGAAUAUUUUUUGGAACUUUUGUUGUGGUUGUUGUUAUUAAUUUGCUCAUGACCUGGAGAAAUGGAAGUGACAUCACUAAACUGCAAAGUCUUCUGGCAUCUACUAUUAUUGGACCUAUCGUUGUAGAAAUUUUUAAGAAGCUAUGAAUCUAUAUGUUUUCAAUUUAUGUAUUAUUUAACUGAUAGAAUUUGAGAAAAUUUCUGAGCAACAUUUUCAGUGAAUUUAA